GUGUAAUCAGAGGCCCUGCGCUGCGGCGCCAGUUGCCGGGCAACCUGCAGACUCAGGCCCGGACUGACCAGACUCUCCUGUCUGAAGCUUUCUGAAGGCGGUUUUUGGAGGAAUCGCGCUAGUUAUUUUCCCAGCCCUUCUAACUCUGAACCUCUUCUUACUGAGCUUGUUAGGUGAAAUCAGGCUAGCUGUCUCUUGUGCCCCUCGCCUGUCCUGUGUAGGAAUCCCAGAUAGGUAGGGGAUGGGGAAUUCCUUCUGCUACGCUGCAGGUGCUCUGAAGUAUAAUAUAAUUUGGGAGCCAGGGGAGUGAUGUGGGUGAGAAAGGUGUUACUCUGUUUUGUUUGAAAUUAGGAAUGACCUAAGUUUGAAUUCAGAUAUCUGGGUCUGUAGUCGUGUGGGAUCCAACAUAGACUUGGUCCCUACCUUCAUGUAGCUUAAAUACUAAUUGUAUUUACAGCUCUUUCUUUUUUCCUUAUUUAUGAGCUGAAUUAAAUCAGUUUAUUUUUUUUUCAUUUUUUUUCUGAUUUGGUAUAAGUAACAUAAUAGCCAGUAAUACUACCAAGAGAGAAGGGAUAAUAAUUGGAAGUGGAAAUAGUCAUCCUUAAAAAAAAAAUGAGGGAAAUGGGAAGUGUGUUCAGUUAUUUUUGGUAGCGCUAAAGACAUUAGCCAACAGUAUAUAUUAUAUGCUAGCAAUAUCACCCCAUGACAUGCAGCUAUUUGGGGAAAGAAGCCAUUUAGAAGUGCUAUCCCUUCCUUUCUUUUGCUACUCCCUAGCUCCAGUAUAGCCCAGCUGGAUAUUCAGUGCUUAACGACAAAGACAACCCUUGGCAUAGGUUUCAAAGAUUUGCUCACAGCCAGUUGUUUGCUGAUUCCUGUGCCACCAAGUUUAGAUUUCUAAUUCUUUAGUCCAUACAGCUAAUUCCCCUCGAAUUCUUCUACUACCUGUACCAGUGAGGAUGUAGUACUGAAAAGAGAUCUGAAACCCAAGUAGUGAAUUCGGGUCUGCAAUAACUGGCAAACCAUUUAGCAAAGUACAGUUCACUUUUCUGGGUCUCAGCUGGCUCGGUUUGAAAAUCAGAAGGUUGAGCUGUUUUUGUCUUUGAAGCCCUGUCAAAAUCUUAAAAUCAUCUACAUAGGGUGUCAGUUGCCUGACUGCUCUAAUUCUAUAGAUCCGGAAGUGUUCCAUAUAUGACGGCAUUGCCCUUUGAAUACUCUUACUAUAUCUAAGUUAACCACUUUUGUGUUAUGGCAUUCUGAAUUAACUGACUUUACUUAUUUAAAAAACAUUUGUUAAGUUCCUACUACAUUGUGGGCUUUCUAAAUCCUGAGACAUAGGGUGAGCAAAUAUGAGGCUUACAGUCUAGCAUUAAGGACUAAUAGUUAUAAUGCAAUGCUUUAAACAUCUUAUCUAAUUGAAGAUAGAAUUUAUAUGUUGGCCUUGUGAUUAUGUUACAGUUAGAUGCAGAGAAAUGAAAGGAAUCUAAGAAUAUGUGUAAAAUGUAUACAUAUAUUUUGCUAUGCAUUAAUUUACUAUUGACUAAAUAUUUACUACCUAUGCUUUAUUAAGGGCAGGAGACACGAACUUUCAUGGUCUUGACAGUUUAUUAGGGAAAUGAAAAUCUAAUGACAGUGAAGAGUGAAGACUGUCGUGAUUGGGGAAGUAGAGGAACUGGGGGUCCUGGACAUUUGAGGAUUUAAAUGUUGCUGCUUUUUAAAUUUGCAAAUAAAUUAUACUGAUUUGAAAUGACCUAUAGUGAUUUGAAAUAGCUAUAACUGUUACUAGGAUAUAAACAAUUGAGAGACUAAUGUGUGGAGAAAAUCACUUUGCUGAUUGUUCAGCAUCCUUAUCUCAACUUGGGUUGGUUAGCGAGUAAUCAUCAUUGCAAAUACAAUAAUUUGUGUGAUUAAACAACCAACCUAACACUGGCCUCCGAAACAAAACAAUAGCAACUUUUAAAAGUUGCUUCUUUGUGAAAAAUAGCUCUGGAAAGAAAGCCAUCUGUAGUGCUAUAGGAGAAUUUUUGAGUCUAAUGAUUUGUAUUUUUUUUCCAGAAUAUGUUUACUAUUGGUUGAUAAGUCUCCUGACUUGACUUAGAGUGGAAUUCUAGGCUUAUGGCAAGGAAUUUUUAGAGGAAGAGGCUCUAGGGAUGGGGUGAAGAGAACCAUAUAGAUAAGUUAGUAAGGAAUUGGGAUAUCUUUCAGGUAAGAUUUCAUUGGCCAUGAAAUAAAAAUAUAUUUUAAUAAUAAUGAUGGCUACCAUUUAUUGAAUGUUACAUUAUUCUAACAGGAAAAGUACUAACGUUAAAUUCACUUUACCUAUUAUGUAGAAACAUUUGUUCAUAAAGAUUUUUUACUCAAACUUAAAUUAUGUGAAAGUGGCAAAAAUCAGGAUUACAAUGUAUGUCUAAUUCCAAGCUGGCAGGAUGCCAUGCUCUCUUUCCUUUAAAAAACAAAACAGAAAUAAUUUAUUGUUAAAAUAAAUCCAAGACUAUAGAAAAAGAAAGUAUGAAUAAAUAUCUAAAUGUGAAAUUAUCCUUAGUAAUAUAAAGGUGAAGUAUAAAAUAUACAAAAUUUCAAUGAAAUGUAUUCAUUUGAUUUUUAUUUUGUACAUAUUUGCAAAUUGAUUACUUUCAACAUCCUUUUGUAAGCAUUUUUACCAAUCACCACAUUAUUACUAAUUGGACCAUUUACUCCAUUUUAUUCUUUGUUCUAGAUGAAGAAUACUGCUUGUUAAAAGUAUUUUCAUCAGGCUACUCUGGCAAAACCGAAACUCAUAAAGGUUUGGGAAAUGAGUAAAGGAAAUAAAGGUAUAUCUCAUGGUGGUAGUACAGAAGAGGGAGAUGCAUUGGUUUUCUAUUUUUGCUGUAAAAAAAUUUAAACUUACUGGUUUAAAACAACAUAAAUUUAUUUUAUAGUUGGAGGUCAGAAGUACAACAUUAGUCUUAAGGGGCUAAAAUCAGGCUGUCAACAGGGCAGGUUCUUUCUGGAAGCGCCAGAGGAAAAUCCAUUCCUUGCCUCUUCUGCCUUCUGGAGGCUGCUCAUGACCUCUUCCUCCAUCUUCAGAACCAGAAUGCUUGACAUCUUCACCCCUCUCUGUCGUAUGCUUCCAUCCUUACAUCUUCUCUGUUUCACUCUGUUCUUUCUGCUUCCCUCUUAUAAGGAUUCUGGUGGUUACACUGAGCCCACCAGAGAAUCCAGGAUAAUCGCCCCAUCUUAAAAUUCUUAAUUCAAACACAUCUGAAGUCCUUUUUGUCAUGUAAGGUGGUAUAUUUACAGGGUCUGAGCAUUAAGAUAUGGCCUUCUUUGGGGGCCCAUUAUUCAUGCUAACACAGGGCAUAAUGUGAUUGCCCUACAAAAAGUUGAUAUUGGUAAAAGCACCAAAAGUGAUUAACCAUAUGAUUUUUUUCCAGGUAAACUUGUUAGGUAAUUUGUAUGACUUAUUUAAAAUUAGAGUAAGAAUUAUCAUUUAACAUUUACUCUACCUUUUUCAAAGUAUACUGCGUGGUAAAUACAGGAACUUGAAUGGAUUUAGAGGUUAAAGGAGUUGCUGCCACUUCUAGGAGCCAAAUUCAGCCAUUCUUUGGAAGAAAGAAGCCACUACAACAAAGGUGGACUUCUGAAUCAUGGACAAACCGGAAUUCUUGCCCACCAGUGGUCCCACGACUUGAUUUGGGAAGCCUUGUUGACUCUGAUGAUGAGAAUGGAUCUUCAGCUAGGAAACAAGGUACAAGCUUACUAGUAUUUAAGGAUCAGAACCUGAUACCUGAAAAUUUGCCAGCACCAACAGACAAAUAUAAACUAAAAUAUCAGCAAUAUAAAAUGGAAAUGAAAGAGGGCUAUAAGCAGUAUAGUCAGAUAAAUGCAGAAAAUACAAAAUCAAAUGUUACACAUCAACAGUCUCCAAGAAACAAGAUAGAUGAAAAGACAUUUGAUAAGAAAGCGGAUUUUAAGUGUCUUAACGACACACACACACAUAUACGCAGACAAAUACAAAUGUGCGUGCAACAUAAAGAAGCCAACACAGAUGACCUUACAACUCUGGAUAGGAAAGCCCUCUUACAGCAAGGUUAUGCGGACAACCCUUGCGAUAAACAACAGAGGGCAAGAAAAUUGGAUGCAGAAAUUGUGGCUGCAGAGAAGAAGAAACAGAUUGUUGCAGAGCAAGUCAUGAUAGACCACUUAUCUAGGGCUGUAAUCAGUGAUCCAGAACAAAAUUUAGCCAUUGAGCAAAAAGAAAGUGAUCAUAUCCUUCCAGAUUCAAAGAUGACACCUCUUCGAUUUAGAAAAAGAACACUACAUGAAACAAAGAUAAGAACUCAUUCUACAUUAACUGAAAAUAUGCUUUCUCAUAAAUUACAAUUUGAUGGUAGGAUCAUGUCACGUAAUGGACGUGAUGCUUGCAGAGAGCUGAUUGGGUUCUUUUUCACUCAUGACCAAUCCCUUACAAUUUAUGAAUAUCGACAAUUUGGGAAAAAUAGAACAAUUGUGCUUCCUUUUAUUCAAAAAAGCAUUUAUAGUCAUCAAUGUGGACGAAGAAAAGGAAAACAAUACCGACUUGGUGAUUUUUAUGUUGGUGCAACUUUGACAUUUUUGAGUUCUGAUCAUGCCAGCCUUCCAGAAAGCAUCAAAGAAAACACAUUUCUUAAACUCCGAAUCACACAUAUUGAUCAAAUAGCUUUGGAUUCUCUCAAAACUGCUUCUAUGGACCAGGAGGAUGAUAUAGUCAUUCAAGAAACCAAUGAUAGGCUGGUCUUCAAGGCAAUUCAAGAUGUGCUAAAAGAAAAACUACAUAAAAGAGGUGUUCGUAUUUUGACUGGAUUGGGAAAAUACUUUCAACAGUUGGACAAGGAAGGAAAUGGACUUUUAGAUAAGGCAGAUUUUAAGGAAGCUCUAAAAGUGUUUCACUUAGAAGUGUCUGAAAAGGAUUUUGAGUCUGCAUGGCUAAUUCUGGAUGACAAUGGCAAUGGUAAGGCUGAUUACGGAGAAUUCAAACGUGGUAUUAUUGGUGAAAUGAAUGAAUAUAGGAAAUCAUAUGUUCGAAAGGCCUUUAUGAAACUGGAUUUCAACAAAACUGGCAGUGUGCCUAUUACAAACAUAAGAAAAUGUUACUGUGCAAAGAAGCAUUCUCAAGUAAUUUCAGGCCAUUCAACAGAGGAAGAAAUUAAAUCAUCCUUUCUAGAAACGUUAAAAGUUGCCUGCAGCAAGUCUGAUGAAGUUUCAUAUGGUGAAUUUGAAGAUUACUAUGAAGGUUUAAGUAUAGAAAUAAUAGAUGAUGAAGAUUUUGUUACCAUCUUGCGUACUCCAUGGGGGAUUUAGUCUUUAAUAAUACAUAUGUCAUCAGCACUAAGCAUUUUAUUGGAGAGAUGAUUUCAGUGUAAAGGAUGAUCAAACACUGGAAUAUAUUUUCCUAGGACUUCCUUUAUUCUGUUUUUUUUUUUUUCGUUGAGUCUGGAAAGAACUAUCCAGAAGGAUAGAUGUAGGGGCAUGUGAGUGUUUGUGCAUGUAUAUGCCUGCUCACAUGUUCAUACAUUUGUAAAGGUGUCUUUUUGGUUUAUUACUUAUCUUGCAUAUAUUUUAGAGGUCAUUUUUUAUUAACUUCAAUAGGAAAGUUACAUCUGCAUCAAACAAUAUGGCAGCAUGUAUUUAUUAACCAAGUUUCCUGUCCUUUCACAUUGUUUUUAGCUAUCUCUUCCUCAGAAUAUAUUUGCCACCAUUGUCAAUUUGAUAAAUUAGAAUUGGGCCUAAAGCCAGUGAAAUAAUUCAACGUGUUUUUAACAUAUGAAUAUAUUAAAGAAUAUGCAAGAGAAAUGUUUCAAGCAGUGUGAUUAUAGAUGUUUUCUGUAUAUAGAAUAUUUAGAAUGAUGGAGGUUUACCCCUAUGAUGCUCAUUUAAAUACUGACUUGUCUUGUAAAUCUUUGUCUUCUAAAUUAUGUACUGUUGUUGGUUAAAUAGAGCACAAUGUAGUUUUUCUAAUGACCAGUUGUAUUUGUUCUUUUAUUCUGUUUUAAAACAGCAUCCUUUUUACCAGCAUACAAUUGUUAUUUAGCUAGAAACAAUACAAUAUGAAUGGGAAAUGUUCUUUAUUAAGAUCAAUACAUUAUCUUUUUAAACAAAGAUCCUAAAAGUGUAUUGUUGCAAAUAUGAAUCUAAGGAAUAGUUCAGUAAUUAUUGCCUAAAAUGUGAAAGCAUAUUUUGUAUCCUAAAAUGAAUGUAUCAUAUUCUAAACAUCUCUUUUUGUAUAACAAACAAUUGAAACAUUUCCUUCUAAAUAUAUGUUAUUUAAUAGUUACAUGUAUUGUAGUCAUUCUUUCUAAAUUCUUUGCUAGUCAUUUCUUCCUGGGAAUGCAGAGAAAAGAGACAACUUUAUGAGUUGUUUCCAACUUCAUAAUUAAAUUUUCUAUGUUAAUGUAACAUAAAUUAGAAAAAAUAAGUGAUUCAAAAAUGAAAAUAUUUACUUUGUAGAAUAUGACUUUAGACAUCACUGUAUCCAUCUGUACUUGGCAGCAACAUGAGAAGUGUGAUACAUGUGUACCCAACAAAUUCAAAGUUGCGCUUUUCAAGAUUUGAGAAAGUACUAAAACUUAGUACUAAGAUAUGAGAGGGAAAAUAUGUGUAAACCUCUUAGUGCUAUUUUCACUGGCUAAAUUCUUUAUUUCUUGACUUUUUAAAAAAUUUGGUUAUUAAAAUUAAAACAAUAUGCUAGAAGACAUUCUGGCAGAAAUAAGUCUAUAACACUAUUUUUGUCACAUAUCUUUUCCUUGGAAAAAUUUAUCCAACUAUAGAAAUCUUAAACCAUACAAAUUGUUCUUGUUAAAAAUGACUAAUACUGGAGGUGCUCAAUAUGCAUAUAGUGCGUUUUUCAUUGAUAAUUUUUAUUUAGUUAUUAAGAAACCUAUUCUUAAUGUUGGCAUGUCAUAUUUUUCUGUUUCUAUAAUCAGAAACUGUGUAGUCUGUUAUACCAUAAAAAAAAUGGGAAGCUACUUUUGGAAUGUAACAUGUUAACAUGACAGCAUACUCCUAAUAGUCAUCUUAAUCUUCCUAAUAUAAGCAUUCACAUGUGGUUAUUUGUAGGAAAUAUCUCUACUUAUGAGAUGUUUUUUGGUGUAUUUUGUUAGAAUUGGUGACACAGUAAAUCAUUCUGCUUUUGGAUUUGCCUCACUGCCUGCAUUCUUCUUUGAUUCUGGUAUAGUAAAACCUAUUAUUUAGUAUUAAACUUAAUAAAAGAGCAUUUAAGAGAAGUGACAUUUCAAACAUCCACAACACAACUGACUUUUGAAAUCCUAUGCUUAAUAGUCUUUGUAAUUCUAAAAGACCUUUUGAAAACUUUAAAAUAUUACAUUAUAUGUUGUAAUGUUGUUACAUGAAUUUUAUAGUUAUGUAUAUUUUAUAGAUCUCUAUAUCUUUGUAAGUUACUUGCUUGUAUGCUAUAUAAUUGCUUUCUCAGUUAACCAUACUGUUUAUGGAAUUGUAUAUAUUGAUUUUUCUAUUUUUACAUUUUAAAAAUAAAAGUUUAGGGAAUUUUAAGGAAAAACUCACAUUUUAUUAAAAAGACAAGGGAUAUUAUAUAGGAAUUUUAAGCUAACUUUUAAUGGAAAGGACAUACAUAUUUGAAUGAUGGAGCAAUUAUAGUAUAGUUAAAAAUGUAAGUCCCUGUUUUAAAUUUUAUAGUAUAUAAAUAUAUGUGCUAAUGAACCAGUGACUCUGCAGAGAGGAAGUCACUUAGAGUAAUUCAUGAUUUUGAUACAGCUAUAGAUCAUAUCUUAUUUUACAUAUUACUUUUGACUUCCUGUUUAAGUUGUUAUCAGUUAGGAGAGAAUUGUGUACAUUAGGCUAUGUUUACUGCAGAUUAUGUAACAUGCUUUUAUCAGAUUAUGGUUUGUAGUGCUUGCAGAUAUAAAACAUGUACCUUGAUAAGCUGUAAUCACUACCAGGUUGACCAGCAAGGACAAACAUGAAAUGCUUACAAAAAAGAAAGUACUUUAAAAAAAGAAAUAGAAGGUAAUGAGCAUAUAUAAAACAAGCCAAGCAAGAGAAGAGCAAAGAGAAUCUGCAGAGUAGACAUGGAUGUAUUAGUUUCUGAUCAUGAGAAGAAGCUCUUGUCAUAUCCUUCCAUUUUUAUUUUAAAGUUCUAUAAACUACUGAGGAAAAUUGAUUUCUUGGAUGUACUUAAUAAAGAAUAAAUGCUUCAUAUUGGA
Molecule: messenger RNA, 8195 nt
Organism: Cercocebus atys (sooty mangabey)
Lineage: Eukaryota; Metazoa; Chordata; Mammalia; Primates; Cercopithecidae
Gene: CAPS2
Product: calcyphosine 2
Exons: 18
Coding region: 3523-5316 (597 amino acids)
Molecular function (GO): calcium ion binding
Source: RefSeq, a predicted model, not a curated record